Molecule: messenger RNA, 1281 nt
Organism: Hydractinia symbiolongicarpus
Lineage: Eukaryota; Metazoa; Cnidaria; Hydrozoa; Anthoathecata; Hydractiniidae
Product: ankyrin repeat domain-containing protein 50-like
Exons: 2
Coding region: 85-1059 (324 amino acids)
Molecular function (GO): protein binding
Source: RefSeq, a predicted model, not a curated record
GCAAAUCUGUUUCAAUAGAAUGGGAAAGUCCCUACUCAAAUUGCGACCGCUGUUGAAGUCUGAAUGUACUUAUAAUAAAGAGAAAUGACUUGGUUCAAGAAUGCAAUCUUGGAACUUGCAGCUAAAUAUGGUCACAUAGAGAUUGUUAAGCUGUGCAAAGAGUGGGGUGAGACAGAAUUUGAUUUGCCGAUGGCACUUGCAGCUCUCAAUGGUCACAUCGAGAUUGUUAAGCUGUGCAAAGAGUGGGGUGCGACAGACUUUAAUUGGGCUCUACGAAAUGCAGCUGAAAAUGGUCACAUCGAGAUUGUUAAGUUGUGCAAAGAGUGGGGUUGGGGUGCGACGAACUUUAAUUGGGCUCUACGAAAUGCAGCUCUCAAUGGUCACAUCGAGAUUGUUAAGCUGUGCAAAGAGUGGGGUGCGACGAACUUUAAUUUGGCUCUAGAAAUUGCAGCUCUCAAUGGUCACAUCGAGAUUGUUAAGCUGUGCAAAGAGUGGGGUGCGACGAACUUUAAUUGGGCUCUACGAAAUGCAGCUCUCAAUGGUCACAUCAAGAUUGUUAAGCUGUGCAAAGAGUGGGGUGCGACGAACUUUAAUGGGGUCAUGGGACUUGCAGCUGAAAAUGGUCACAUCGAGAUGGUUAAGCUGUGCAAAGAGUGGGGUGCGACGAACUUUAAUUGGGCUCUACGAAAUGCAGCUCUCAAUGGUCACAUCGAGAUUGUUAAGCUGUGCAAAGAGUGGGGUGCGACGAACUUUAAUUUGGCUCUAGAAAUUGCAGCUCUCAAUGGUCACAUCGAGAUUGUUAAGCUGUGCAAAGAGUGGGGUGCGACGAACUUUAAUUGGGUCAUGGGACUUGCAGCUGAAAAUGGUCACAUCGAGAUUGUUGUAUUGCUGCGUGGUUUUGAUGUCAUUCAUGAUGAAUUGCUGCGGCAUCAUCACAAGCGUAAUUUUUAUGCAAAACAAUGGAAUGAGGUACUGCCAGUGGCGUGGCAUCCGGAUCGAUAUUGGAAUUGGUGUGUAGAUGAGGAAGAAAAGCGCGAGAUCUCUAAAUUAUGGAAGUAAUGUCCAGUAUUUUGAUCCUGGUUGAGGUUUAAAAAAUCUAUAAUAAAGAGAUGCCUUUCCUAUCUGCAGAACAAUUUGAUGCCUUGAAAUCAGAACACAAGAGCAUUAUGAAGUGGCGUGAUGUUCCCACUGGAAUCAUAUUCAAAAUUGAGUAUGUUGAAGAGAUCAAGACCAAAAAAGGUGAUGCAACUGUCAUCACAUUGAUCGAUUGUGAUGGUGAAC